Molecule: messenger RNA, 857 nt
Organism: Agrilus planipennis (emerald ash borer)
Lineage: Eukaryota; Metazoa; Arthropoda; Insecta; Coleoptera; Buprestidae
Product: trypsin-7-like
Exons: 4
Coding region: 66-740 (224 amino acids)
Biological process (GO): proteolysis
Molecular function (GO): serine-type endopeptidase activity
Source: RefSeq, a predicted model, not a curated record
GCUUUAGCAGUCUACUGUUCCUAUUGAUAAAAAUCACUAAGUUAGGUGUAGAGAACUGUGAAAGAAUGAAGUGUUAUUUUGCAUUAUUUUGUACAAUUUUACUAUGGAAUAUUGUGCAAUCCGGAGUAGUGAAACGUAUGAAUUACGAAUCGCCCUUCCAGUACAUGGUUGAAAUUUAUUCAAAUGGUGUGAAGACUUGCGAUGGUACAGUUAUCAGUAAGGAUUGGAUUUUAACUACGGCCAACUGUACUCAUGGAAUUAACAAGGGAAACAUCCAUGUUAGCGAAUGGGAUGGUCCUAAGCGGUCUGUAUCGGAAAUAAUUGAACAUCCUAAUUAUGACACAGCGACGGCUUACGGUGUUGCUUUACUUAAAUUGAAUGAAAGUAUCGAUUCGGAACCUGUUAGACUUCCAGAGCCCGGUGUCUCUGUUGACGCAGAUACAGCCGCCCAUUUUGUAGGGUGGAGAAGAAAACCGGAUGGAUCAGGCAAAUGCAUUUAUGUUAAUUCUAUGUCGCUCCUUGAUAAGAAUUUAUGUGAACACCCGAUUCUGAAUGAAAUUAUUUGUGCAGAAAGAAUAUUCUCAAGCGAAGACUGUCCUAACGGUGGUGAACCAUUGAUCAUUGAUGAUGUGCAAGUCGGAAUAGCUAUGAUUGGGUCAGAAGAUUGUAAUCGUAUAACCUUCAUUCCAAUAAUUCAGUCUGAAACCAGGGAUUUCAUUAAAAAGACAGCCGGCAUGUAAUAGAAAUUUUAAUGUCACCCUCUAUGUACUAAACAAUAAUAUCAAUGUCUUGCUAUGCACUGUAGAUAAAAAGAAAAUGUUUUACAGAGCGUUUGACAAUAAAAGCAGUUAGAUAUA